Messenger RNA from Closterium sp. NIES-67, 2484 nucleotides. Lineage: Eukaryota; Viridiplantae; Streptophyta; Zygnematophyceae; Desmidiales; Closteriaceae. The record is from the annotation of a GenBank genome assembly.
GCACAAGCCUUUCUUCCGCCAGCGGAUUUUCGGAUUCGUCGGUAGGGCGCAAAACUCAAACCAACAAUCACAUUUCUUUCCCCCCCGCCUCUGCUGAGCACAGAACCUUCCCAUUUCUCACCUACCUCCCCAGGCUGCUGUACCACCCGACAGUUGAAACUCGAUCGCUUUCGUCUGGAAGCGACUCCAUCCUAAUCGACUCGCACGGCAUAGUACCUGCUCCUUGGUCAAGCCUGAGCUUAUAGAUUUCCGCUCCUGUACUCCGGAAAUUCCCAUAACUUUACGAGCUCGACCCAAGGCAAGAUCAACCCUUAGCGGCUCGGACGUGAAGUUUUCGCCAGGAAGUUUAGAAAUUGGCGGCAGACAAGCCCAUUACGAAUCGUCGAACCUGCUGACGCACCAUUGCAAUCUGUGCUGCGCUCCCGCAGAGAUUUCUCAGAAUGCGGAACUUUUCCGAAAAGGCCGGCGGCGUACUUUCAAUGGCGUUUUCCCUCCUUCUGGCGCUCUUUUCUCUCGUCGCUCCCUCGCAAUCCGUUUCGUGUCUCCUUCCCCGCGUUCUUAUCAACGUGACGAAGGAGUCGGACCUGUACCUUCGCAAGAACUACCCCGCCAAUCAGUACGUGACCAUGUUGCUCAAGGCGAGCAUUCAGCUGACCGACACGUUCGUUAUGGACGCCAAGUUCAGCUGCACGGUGUUCCGCUCCGACAAAGACCGCGUUUACGACCUCGUCUCGCCCUCCGUCAACACCAUGGUGGCCAAGAUCGUCAACACCAACAACGUGCUCGUGAUCGGAGUGAAUUUCAAGAUGCCCGUUUCCACUUUAGGCCAGCUGGACUGUAACUAUAUCGAGACGCGCUACAUCGACUUCAUAGGCAAAUACGCCUGCCCUGCUGUGUGGCUGUACCGAGUCUGGGGCGUACAAGUGGUGCAGGGGAACGUCUAUGGGAGAGUGGAGGUGGCGCGGGCAAAUUACUCACGAAUCGACUCCCUGGACGUUCUAGUCAAAGCGACCAACCAGCCGGGCGCGAUCGUGGUGAUGCUGUCGGGCGACGGGCCGAACCUCAUCCGCAGCAAUGUUGUCAUCUCCAACAACAACGUGCGCACCGAAGGCGCCAUGGGGCAGGGGGCACCUGUGGGCAUCAUGCUGUUUCGCGGAGCAGUGGGCGUCGACGUGAUCGGUAACCGCAUAUCACAUUUUAGCCUGGCGAGUCUGCAGCUGGGGUGGGGGCAGACCAACGUGGGCGACGCCAUGCUCUCUCUGGUCACCAAGAACGACAUCAUCCACGGCUUCGGCCAGCUGGGGGACAGUGCGGGUAUCUAUGCCGACACGCACUGGGUGAACCCCGGGAAUAUCCUGCGGUGCAACUACGUGCAGAGGGGCGGGCACUGCCUGUACCUGGACUGGGUGUCGUCGGGCGUGGUGGUGGAUGGGCUCGUUUGCGAGCAGACGGCAGACGGAUUGAAGCUCAACACGGGAAAGAACAACGAGGUGCGGGGCAUGGUGGUCAUUGACAGCAAGGAGCCGUCGGCGGGGUACAUCUCGUGCCAGAACUACAACGUGAACAACUGCGACAAACCCAACGGGAUUAAGUGGAACAACGACCUGCUCACCUACUACCAGACGCCAAGCAUCAAGAAGCUCUUCCCCUUCCUCACUGGCUUCUGCAACAAGACCACCAUCAACGGCAUCAACUGCAACGAAGGCACCUCGGCCACGGCCGGGCCCACCACCACAGGCCGGUGCUCCGGCCUGCCCACGGAAAACAUCGCUGAGAUCGUCACCGCCACCUCCGACAACUCCACCCGCCAGGUGUACCUCCACUCCAACUGUGCUCCGUUCACCGCCAUGCCGAAAUUAAACAAGCUGACCUACCUGCCCGUGAAACUCAGUACUGCUGGCUUUAAGAGCGUGAAGAACCGCGACUACAGCCUGGUUCUGACGUCGCCAAUUCUUAAAAAGUUUCCGGCUUUUCGGAGCUGCCCAGUGAAGGACAUCGGCCCGCAAAACGUGUCAUACACUACGUAUUUCAGCCUUUUUAAUAUCGCUAUGCCGGCGAUGAGACCGAUUGCUGCAAGGCCUGCAUCCAUCGCAAAACCGGGGAGUGUAUCGAGUCUUGUGGUGUAUGGGGGAGGGGCGGUGUCGGGCAACGUGACACUACAGCCGAAUCCUUAUGCUACAACCAAGUGGAGUGCACAGCUGGAACGAGAGCUGAGGCCUGGCUUCAUGCUGACAAUGCGAAAAUGGUUGAGAUUCUAUGCUCGUCACCAAGCUCGCCGCCCAGCGCCAAAGCAAAAGGCUUAGAGGUGCCACAAACAUGUUGCCACAAGCAAAAGGCUUAGUUUCAUAUUAUCACCACACCUAGGCAUAUUCUUUCAUUGUUUCGGGAUUUGUAAUAAGACGUGUGUGAAGUCAAUAAGGACGCUGUGUUCUCCUGCCCAUCCCCACUUCAUUGUAUAUUCCCCCAUUUGCCAUAUGAUGAACG